AUGAUCAUCACUGUUUGGAAUAUCAGGGGUCUUAAUGAUCCUUCUAAAAAGGCUGAUGUUAAGCAGCUCCUUGAUAGAACUAGUUCUGAUUUAAUCUGCUUGCUUGAAACUAGAGUAAAACAGAUGAAGUGUGCUGGAAUUCAGAAGAAGAUUGCUCAUGGCCUGAUCUGGGUUUGCAACUAUUCUGAGUCUAGAAAAGUACUCUUGAUUAUAGUAAUCAGAUUACUUUCUGUUUUGUCUAUGGGUUACAUAAUAUCCAUGAUAGGAAGAAAGAGCUUUGAAGAGGUAUUAAAGCUAUUGGAUCUGUGUCCAUGCCUUGGAUUUGCACUGUCUAAUAAGGCUCAUUCAGGCCCUAGAACUCAAACUAGAAUAAACAGGGGUCUGGUCAACUUUGAGUGGCUCCUUCAAUUUUCAAAUGUUAAAGUUGUUUAUCUUCCUCCCUCAUUAUCUGAUCAUGCCCCUCUGAUGUAUGAGGUUCUCCCUCCUGCUCCUAGUAAGGGAAAGCCCAUUAGAUUUCUGAAUCAUAUGCUUACUCAUCCUGAUUUCAUGAAUAUUGUGGCUGAAAUUUGGAGUGCAGGAUCUCAGGGAAAUUCUAUGAGUAGAAUUUGGAAAAAGUGUAAGAACUUGAAGGUUAAGCUUAAAGAUCUUAAUACCAAAGUUUAUGGUAAUGUUGAAAUGAAAGAGGCUACAGCUAUCGAGCAGCUCAAAUAUUGGAGAUCUGUGCAGGAGAGUAUUUACAGAAAGAAAGCUAGGGUGCAAUGGGUUAAACUUGGCGACUCUAACACCAAGUAUUUCUUCUCCACGAUGAAACAGAGACAAGCCAGGAACAGAAUUGAUUCUCUCUUGACUGAGCAUCAUGUUCUUCUUAAAACCCGUGGUGACCUAGAGAAAGAGAUUGUGUCUUUUUAUAAGCUUAUUCUGGGUUCGAGAUCUCCUGCCCUAGAUGCUAUUGACUUGAAUACAAUGAGAGCAGGGAAACAACUCUGUACAGAAGCUCAGAAUUUGCAUAUUAGUCCUGUGACCAACUCUAAGAUUGACUGUGCAAUCAAAAGUAUCUCUGAUGAUAAAGCACUUGGAACUGAUGGGUUCACUUAA
Molecule: messenger RNA, 1095 nt
Organism: Chenopodium quinoa (quinoa)
Lineage: Eukaryota; Viridiplantae; Streptophyta; Magnoliopsida; Caryophyllales; Amaranthaceae
Exons: 4
Coding region: 1-1095 (364 amino acids)
Source: RefSeq, a predicted model, not a curated record